Molecule: messenger RNA, 1749 nt
Organism: Linum tenue
Lineage: Eukaryota; Viridiplantae; Streptophyta; Magnoliopsida; Malpighiales; Linaceae
Source: the annotation of a GenBank genome assembly
AUAUUCCUUACGAAAAUGGGUAAGAGACUGAAGGAAGCAUCAAAUUGGCCAAAAAGAAGAGAUGGGAGACGAGAUCUUAGACUGGAGGAAGAAGAGAAAAAAAAAACAGAGUGCAAAAAGAAAGCCAAGCCCUUGAUAUCUGUACCAUUACCAUAUUUCUCGUCUUCCAUCUCUGCCUCUCCCUGGCAAAGAUAAUCAAAACUUUGCCAAAAUGUGAUAUAGACUUGCUUUGCUUGUGUACUAUCGAAUUCAACCUUUCUAAAAUGUUGAUAAAGCAGAACUGAGACUUUCCCAAAUUGGGAUUAGUAGCUCUGCAAGCUGAAGAAGGAAAUGCACUGAUAUACAGAGCUGCAAAACAAGACAAAAAACAGAGCGUCUUUAUAUCCAACACUCUGGUUCAGAGCAAGAGUGAAAAAUCAGUCUUUGCUUUCCGGUAAGUGAAAACUGAAAACCCUCCUUCUUCUUCCAGAGUUUUACACAACAAUGGCUGCUGCUGCCGAAGUUAACCGCCAAUCUGCUGGUUUCUUCCGAGUCAUCCUCCCAACCAUUCCCUACCAAAAGAAAAUGAGUCUGCCCCUGAAGUUUGUGGUGAUGUACGGGAUUCAACUCUCUUCAACUGCCACUCUCAAACUACCGAACGGCGCCGUCUGGAAGAUCGGCGUCAAGAAAGCAACCGACGGUCGGACGGCUUGGUUUACCAAGAACUGGGAUCAAUUUAUUGAACACUAUUCGAUCGCCGUAGGCUUCUUCAUCACGUUUCAGUAUCUCGGCAGCUCGGAGUUCGACGUCAAGAUCUUCAACCUCACUACCUGCUCCAUCAAUUACCCUCGUCCCGGCGGCGGCCGGCAGCCGAUUGGUAGAGGCAGAGCUUCCACCGGAGCUCAACCCAUUUCACCAAAUCUAGGUGCGAGCUCCGACGACGAGGAAGAAGAUCGCUGCGAGCAGGGGGAGGUGGAGAAAUUGAUGAAUCUGGUGAAAGAAAGCGGGAUUGUCACAAGUUCCCAGUUCGAUCGGAUUCUUCCCAAGCACUGGAUGCAGUGCAAGAAGGGAGUAGAAGAAGCGAUUCUCUCGAAGCCGCCGAAUCGCCCCUGUUUCUUGACCCUGAUGACUUGUGCUUUGAUUAGAUGGGACAGCCAGCUUGUAAGUGGGAGCUAUAACUCAGUUCUAGACCUUUGCUCUUGUUCGUUUGUUAGUAAAUUUUUUUUUUUUGGGUUUGUUGCAAUUUCGGGCAGAUGAUUCCGGGUGCAUUUGUGGCAGAGCACAUCGACGAUCAAUGGCAGAGUGUGAAGCUUCGGGUGCAGGGGAAGAAGAAGCAAUGGGAUGUGGACUUGAAGAGGAGUGAUCGAUCAAAGACGAUUUCCAUGGCGGUGAAGAGUAGGAAGCGGUUCGUUGAUGAGAAUGGUUUGGGAGUCGGGGAUGUGUGUCUGUUUCAGCUGGUUUCUCCGGCGGAACCCGUGAUGGAAGUCACCGUGUUUCCUGCCGCCGACGAGUAGUGAUCGUCGUACGAGUCUGGACUACACGUAGCUUCACCAUUGACGUACGUUAUUGUCUCUAUUCGAAAUCGAAAUUCUCGACAGUAGUAACUUAUCCAAUUCACUAUCCUUGUUAUGGACAUUAAGCUUAUAUAUUGUAAUUUUUCAUGCAAGUUUAUUAUCUAUCAAUCGCGUAAUUUGAUUUAUAUUGCAUAUUUACAUUCGAAUAGUCGUUUUUAUUUUCAAUACAUUCACUUUUAUACAUCUCAUAUUCUUC